AUGAUCACAACUAAUAAUGAAUAUUGUUCUUAUUGUCCACCAUCAUCUUAUGUACCUCUGCGUUCAACAUGGGCAAGAGCUGUUUUAAAGAAAAUAGAAAGUGAUAAAUGUUUAAAAAAUAUCGAUCGAAAUAAAUGGUACCGUUUAUCACGUCAAGAUCUUUUAUAUGAUGAAUACCGAGAAUAUUUUCAUGAAUUUAAUGAAGAUGAAGAAACAACAACAUUUAUUAAACAAAGUGAACAACAAUCUGAUAAUAUUCCUUUACAAAUCUUUCAUAGUAUACUUACUUCAUUAUUAACACUUUUUAUGACAAGAACAUCAGCUAAUGGUUUAAUCGGUCGUGGUCGUAUGUUUGUAUAUUCGACACGUCAAUUUAAAGCUUUACUUGAUGUAGAAUCUCAUGAAGAAUCUUCCUUCAAUACUCUUCUUGAUAUUGGUGCUGGUGAUGGUUCAGUAACUGAACGAAUGUCGAGUCUAUUUAAAAAAGUUUAUGUAACAGAAUUAUCUCCCACAAUGCAGUGGCGUUUAUCAACAUAUGGUUAUACAGUAUUAAAUCCAGAUCAUUGGGAUAAUUUAACAUUUGAUGUUAUAACAUGUUUAAAUGUUCUUGAUCGUUGUGAAAAACCAUUAACAUUAUUAAAACAAAUACGUAAACAUUUAAAUCCUAAAACUGGUCGUUUAAUUAUAAGUCUUGUUUUACCAUUUCAACCAUAUUUUGAAUAUAAUAAUAAUCAUUAUCCAAAUGAAUCAAUAGAAAUUCAAGGUGUUUUACCAGAAGAACAAAUCAAUAGUUUUCUAUUGAAUGUUUUUCAACCAUUAGGUUUUCGUUUAAAAAAAUUAACACGUUUACCAUAUUUAUGUGAAGGUGAUAUUGAACGAAGUUAUUAUUUUCUUUUUGAUUAUUUAUUUGUACUAGAGAUGUCAUGA
This is a messenger RNA of Rotaria sp. Silwood1, 927 nucleotides long. NCBI's taxonomy places the organism in Eukaryota, Metazoa, Rotifera, Eurotatoria, Philodinida, Philodinidae. The record is from the annotation of a GenBank genome assembly.